CCAGGACUGAUUGACUCUUUUCGAAAUCCCCAUCAUUUUCCUUUCCCACAUCGUCGUCAUGGCGCCAUCACCAGCGACUGGAGCCAAACAUGUACAAGAGACUUCGGUGGUCGGAGAGGCGGACGAGGCACAACUUCGAUCGCCAUCUCACGUCGAUGACAGUGACUUUGUGACCACGAGAGAAGAUCAGGAUCUUCGUCGAGGCUUGCAUCAACGACAUAUUGGGUUGAUUGCUAUCGCCGGGGCCAUCGGCACCGGUCUCUUCCUCGGUCUCGGAGGGUCGAUUCAAACCGCUGGCCCUCUGGGCGCUCUCCUGGGUUACGCCACCGUCGGUCUCAUCGUCUGCGCGGUCCAAUUCGCAUUGGGAGAAGUGACGGCUUUGUUUCCUGUCACUGGAAGUUUUGUGCGACAUGCCGAAGUACUGAUCGACCCGGCGUUAGGGUUUGCCAUUGGGUACAACCUGGUCUACGGCAAUUGCCUGUCCAUCCCGACCGAGAUCACGGCGAUAUGCGUCCUGUUUCAAUACUGGACGACCUCGGUCAACUCUUCCGUGUGGAUCGUCGUCUUCAUCUGUUUGACCGUCAUCGUCGGCAUGUCCUUUAUAGGUAUCUACGGCGAGGUCGAAUUCUGGUUCGCCCUGCUCAAGAUUUUGUUCAUUGUAUUCCUGAUCCUCCUGGGUCUGGUCAUCGACCUGGGUGGUGUCCCGGGCACCCCUCGAAUCGGUUUCCGGUACUGGUCCCAUCCGGGACCGUUCGUGGAGUACAUCGGCAGCGGGAGUUGGGGGAGGUUUUUGGCCUACUGGGCCGUCAUGAGCAACGCCGUCUUCAGCUUCGCCGGAGUCGAAAGCAUCGCCAUGGCGGCGGCCGAAACACGGAACCCGCGCGUGGCCAUCCCAAAGGCCUGCAAGAGGGUCUUUGUGAGGGUCGCCACGUUCUACGUCCUAGCCGUCCUCGUCGUCGGCAUGCUCGUGUCGAGCGACGACCCCAGGCUGGACGACCAGUCGGGGACCGCCGCCCAGAGUCCCUUCGUCAUCGCCGCGAGCGCCGCGGGCCUCAAGGGUGUCCCGUCGGUGGUCAACGCCGUCGUCAUCACCUCGGCCUGGUCUUCGUCGAACCAGGCCUUGCUCUCCGGGACCAGGGUCCUGUACGGUCUCGCGUUGAAGAGGCAAGCCCCCCGGGUCUUCCUGCGCACCACCCCUUGGGGUGUCCCCUACGUGUGCGUCCUCCUGUUCACGGCCUUCAUGUUCCUGGCCUUCAUGAGCCUGUCGGAGAACGCCCUGACCGUGUUUUGGUGGUUGGUCGACUUGACCGCCUGCGGCGUGCUCGUGUCUUGGAUCACGGUGCUCGCAAAUCAUUCGCGGCUUAUGCUCGCGAUGCGCUCACAGGGAAUCCCACUCUCGAGACUCCCGUGGCACACCAAGUUUACAGAAUUCUCUACACCUCUGGCACUGGUCAUGUGUAUCAUUAUUCUCUUCACUGCCGGCUUCCCAGUCUUCACAAAGGGUAAUUGGUCAACGAGUCGCUUCAUUUCUUCAUAUCUAGACAUUCCCCUCGUCAUUACAGCCUUUGUGCUAUGGAAGAUCAUAAAACGUACGAGAAUCGUCAAGCUGGCAGACAUUCCUCUCACAGAGGCUCUUGAGCGAGCCGCCGUCGAUAUCGAGGUCGAGCCAGAACUUCCAUUCUGGCGAAAACUCGUCGGGGCUCUUUGGGACUGAGAAUUGGAUAUCGGCUCACUAGGAAAAGUUCCAUGCGGCACACCCCAGAUUCAAGAUCAGCGUCAAGUCAACAUGAUCAAGCUCCCGAGUUCCUCCAUGACCUCUCUCCAAUCCACGGGCCCAAGUCCCUGAUUCGACGAGAACGACGACGACGGUUCAUCUGGAGGCAACUGCCGAUCGACCCUCCUCCAGAUCUCCAUGGUCAAAUGUUUCGCGCGUGGGAUGUUCCCUAUACCCUGCCUCGCCGCUCUCGAAAACCAUAGCAACGCACGAUGCCUGAGGUCGACAUUCACAGCCUCCGCAGCAGCCACGAACGCAGGCCACAGCGUGUUCGCAGGCCGUACAUCCGUGCCUCGCGUGAGACAAUCGAUAUUCUCCAGCCGUUCGAGGAUCUUGUCCACAUAGCGCUGGCAGUUGGCAUCACUGUUGUCAGCCUCGAUGAUGUUAUGCUGCUGCUGCUGUUGCUGCAGUGCAGCUGACAACGUCGAGAAGACGCGGUAAUAAUACACAAUGACGGCAUAGUGGAAAGCCCACUGGUGAUUCUCCAUGAGUUCAUCACAUAUGACACCUGGAAAUAGCGAGCGUGGCUGCGUCGAGGAUCCAAGUGAAGCCACUGUCGCGCGACAUUCCCUUGAGUCCAGCCUAGGUACCAUCUGAUGGCCCGAGACACUAGGUAUGAAGGAUGCAGGGUUUUCCGCUAUGCGAUGCAAUUGGUUCCUUAACGCGCCUACAUCCUGACUCAGGUCAUCUGGCCAGCGUGACGAUCUCGCUUUAUGUUGCGCGCACAACAUGCUGAGUCUGAUGGUGCGAUGGAGCAACGACAUGGUUCGUAGACCGAUGCCGAACGUCGUGUCGAGAAUGUAAUGGCCCUGGUACGGAAAAACGUCUUCGCGAAGAGUAGCCGUGUCUAAUAAUCCCUCGUUCGCAGACUCGUCGCUGGGUGAUUCAGACUGGUCGCUAGCAACAGAACCAGUAGACUUUUGCGACGAGUUUUGUGAAGACGGAUCAUUUGGGCCAGAACGAGUCGUCGAUGCGACCAUGUCGUAGCACCGAAAGAUCUGAUACAAUACACUCGUCUCGUGUGUCGAUGUCCAAAACCUCUCGCCUCCAGUCUUUUGGACGAUCCGCUUAGCCAUGUUGACGUUGACGUUACAGUCGAAACCGUCGUCGCCGAACACGUCGGUCGAGAUCAGACUCAUGGCCGCAGCUAGGGAUGCGCAUCUGUCGGAAGUAUCCUUUUCUUCCAUGCAGGAGUGCACCAGGUCCUUGAGAAUCUCCGCUGCUUUGGAUCUGUAGUGCACGGCUCGCUGGUCAUCCUUGUGGGCGCGAGGGUCGUCGGCCUGUGCGAGGUUAUACGCCGCUACUGACAUGAGGGCGUACCGCAAGGCUAGCUGAGAGGCAGUGGGCGGAUCGCGCAUGGCCAUUGGCAGGUAAAUCUGCAGCCAGGGGUUUCUCACAAUGUCUAUCGUUGGCAUCAUAAUGUGACAUACCACCUUCUUGUAGUGGAGCAACAGAUCAUAGUCCUUAUAAUCACUGCCCACGGUUGCCUGCUCGUUCUGGUUGUCCAGCUGGUUGUCCACCAGGGUCAGAGCCGUGUGAGAUGGGACCCCAUCGUUAUCGAGUCGCUCGGACUGGAUCUCUGAACGUGGGAUGAGGUCUUCCCAUGAAGUGGGUUGGCCGUCUUCGGUGGCCGUAACAUUCGAAGGGGUACUCUGUGACCGGCCACCUACAUGCAGCGGAGACCUGACCUUGCUUUGGUGAACGGCGUACUUCUCUCCUGGAGACCUGGUACCAGCAUGAAACUGUUGCUGGAAGGGUAUCGGCGACUGCGCCAGAGCAGUGUCAGGAGCAUCGGAGAGGGCAGUAGUAUGCACGUCGUGUGUUGCUAUCCUUGCCUUGGAUUUCGCAGCAUCAAAGUCCAAGUAUCCGCGACAUGCAUAGUGCCGUGACUUCUCACAGUUCGAGCAGACAGGACGUCCUCCAUCACACUGUCGCCGUUAGUCACGACCAGAGUAAUCCAGCAACACGGCCGUAUGACUUACCUUGAUCUUUCUGUCACGGCAGGUCAGACAACCCUUAGGUAGUUGGCAGACGUCAGCAAAUGCCUGAAUGCAUAGCUGCACAUUUUUUGAUGAUGAGAAUUCCACUCACAGUAUAUGGUCUCCCCCUUCGCCGCUUCUGCGGUGGUUGCGGGCUGUAGUGAUGAUCGGGAGGCAGGUAGCUGAAGUCAAGAAAAGGGACCGCAUAAGUGUCUCCUGGCAGAUCAGAAAAUGACCAAGCAUCGAAGUCGACAUUGUCUGGUAGCCAGGGAUGCUGCUCGGUCUGUUCGAACAUCAACCGCUGUGGUUGUUGGGUAUUGGUGUCUGG
Messenger RNA from Exophiala oligosperma, 4081 nucleotides. RefSeq lists its product as uncharacterized. The coding region runs from base 59 to 1714 and encodes 551 amino acids. Gene Ontology annotation, cellular component: membrane. Gene Ontology annotation, biological process: amino acid transmembrane transport. Lineage: Eukaryota; Fungi; Ascomycota; Eurotiomycetes; Chaetothyriales; Herpotrichiellaceae. The transcript has 5 exons. Gene Ontology annotation, molecular function: amino acid transmembrane transporter activity. The record is from RefSeq and is a predicted model, not a curated record.